Cercospora beticola is the source of this 2930-nucleotide messenger RNA. RefSeq names its product coatomer subunit beta' (gene SEC27). The record is from RefSeq and is a predicted model, not a curated record. Lineage: Eukaryota; Fungi; Ascomycota; Dothideomycetes; Mycosphaerellales; Mycosphaerellaceae. Gene Ontology annotation, cellular component: COPI vesicle coat. Gene Ontology annotation, molecular function: protein binding; structural molecule activity. Gene Ontology annotation, biological process: intracellular protein transport; intra-Golgi vesicle-mediated transport; retrograde vesicle-mediated transport, Golgi to endoplasmic reticulum.
GCUGUCGCGACCCAUUGAAUUGCCCUUUCUCACGCCCACGACCCUAUCCGCUUCCCCAACCUGUCGCAUUCCCUUCGCUUUGCAGCUGUUGCAUUGGACUGAAUUUCGGUAGACGGAGUAUGGGGAGAGCGUGAUUGUGACAGCUGGGCUUCACCGCAAACGACCACCACUCCGCACGAUCCACCCCCUCGCCAACACUUUACCAUAUUCUGAGGAUAGACACUUGCCACAAUGAAGCUCGACGUGAAGAGGCAGCUGUUUGCGCGCAGCGAGCGUGUCAAGGGCAUUGACUUCCACCCCACCGAGCCAUGGAUCCUCACCACACUCUACAGCGGCCACGUCUACAUCUGGUCCUACGAAACGCAGUCGAUCAUAAAGACGUUCGAAUUGACCGAUGUGCCUGUGCGAGCAGGUCGCUUCAUCGCACGAAAGAACUGGAUAGUAUGCGGCAGCGAUGACUUCCAACUCCGAGUCUACAACUACAACACUUCCGAGAAGAUCACCAGCUUCGAAGCACACCCCGACUACAUCCGAGCCAUCGUCGUUCAUCCGAGCCAACCUUUCGUCUUGACUGCCAGUGAUGACAUGACAAUUAAGCUGUGGGACUGGGACAAGGGCUGGCAAUGCGUGCAGGUCUUCGAGGGGCACAACCACUAUGUGAUGGGGCUGGCGAUCAACCCAAAGGACACAAACACAUUCGCGUCCGCAUGUCUGGAUCGCACAGUCAAGAUCUGGAGUUUAGGGUCAAGAACGGCCAACUACACACUCGAGGCGCACGAAACGAAAGGUGUCAACCAUGUGGACUACUACCCGCAGUCGGACAAGCCAUACCUGCUCACCACCUCAGAUGAUCGGACAGUCAAGAUUUGGGAUUACACAACAAAAGCACUGAUUGCGACAUUGGAGGGCCACACCUCGAAUGUCUCAUUUGCAUGCUAUCACCCAGAACUGCCUGUGAUCAUUUCUGGUUCCGAAGACGGCACGGUCAAGAUAUGGCAUGCGAACACAUACCGACUUGAGCAGUCAUUGUCAUAUGGCCUCGAGCGAGCAUGGUGUAUCUCAUACCAGCGAGGCAAGCAGGGCAUUGCCAUGGGUUUCGACGAUGGUGCUGUUGUCGUGAAGAUGGGUCGCGAAGAGCCAGCAGUCUCGAUGGAUGGAUCCGGCAAGAUCAUCUGGGCUCGUCACUCUGAGAUUCUUACUUCGGUCAUCAAAGGCGGCGACAAAUCGAUCAAGGACGCCCAGCCUAUUUCUCUGCCAUCAAAGGAUCUUGGCAGCACAGAAAUCUACCCACAGACUCUACUGCACUCGCCAAAUGGACGAUUCGUUGCAGUUUGUGGAGAUGGCGAAUACAUCAUCUACACAGCACUCGCACUUCGAAAUCAAGCUUUCGGCUCCGCGCUCGAUUUCGCAUGGGCAUCAAAAGACAACGACAAGGAUUACGCGAUCCGAGAAUCACAGUACUCGGUCAAGAUCUAUCGCAACUUCAAGCCCAAGGGAGGUGACGGCAGCGUCAACGUGGGCUUCACUGCCGAUGGCCUGAGUGGUGGCGUCCUGCUCGGCGUCAAAGGACAAGGCGGCAUCGGCUUCUUCGACUGGGAGACUGGCAAGCUUGUCCGUCGCAUCGAAGUCGAGCCACGAAAUGUCUACUGGUCGGAAUCCGGCGAGCUGGUUGCUCUGGCAUGCGAGGACACAUUCUACGUACUGCGCUACUCCCGUGAGCAAUACGUCGCCGCCGUGCAAUCCGGCGCCGUGGACGAGGAUGGCGUCGAAGAUGCUUUCGAGGUUGUCUGUGACAUCAACGAGAGCGUGCGGACUGGACAAUGGGUAGGCGACUGCUUCGUCUACACCAACAGCACAAAUCGCCUCAACUACCUGGUUGGUGACCAGACAUACACCGUUUCGCAUUUCGACCAGCCAUACUACGUCCUGGGAUACCUCACAAGGGAUGGCCGGGUAUACGUCUGCGACAAGGACGUCAAUGUCAUCUCCUUCGCUCUUUCCGUCAGCGUCAUCGAAUUCCAGACUCUUGUGCUGCGAGGGGAAUUGGAGUCGGCGAUGAAUAUGCUCGAGGAGGGAGAAAUCCCUGAAGAGCAGAAGACGAAAAUUGCGCGUUUCCUCGAAGGGCAAAACUAUAACGAAGAAGCGCUGCAGGUGUCCACAGACAACGAGCACCGCUUUGAGCUUGCUCUUGGUCUUGGCGAACUCGACAUUGCCCUCGACUUGGCGAGACAAGCCGAUGUUGAGCACAAGUGGAAGACCGUUGGCGACGCUGCACUUGCUCGCUACAAUAUUGCACUCGCAGAAGAAUGCUUCCGCAGCGCUAAAGACCUGUCGUCGUUGCUCUUGCUCUACACAUCUUCAGCGAGUGAAGAGGGUCUGCGAUGGGUCGCUGAAAAGGCGUCGGAAGGAGGACAGCACAACGUGGCAUUUACUUGCUUGUGGUCUGUUGGCGACAUUGAUGCCUGUCUCGACCUAUUGAUCAAGACGGAUCGACUGGCGGAAGCUGUGCAAACCGCUCAAACUUACAAGCCUUCACGGUUAGCAGAAAUUGUCGGAUUGUGGAAGGCAUCAUUGGAGAAGAGCGGCAAAACCAAAGUUGCGAGACUGCUUGGGUCACCUGACGCUGAUCCGGACAUGUUCCCUAACUUUGAGGAGUCGUUGAGGUUAGAAAAGGAGGGCGGAGGUCAUGCCGAUUUGAUAGAUGUGAAUGGCGAUGAGGAGGCGGAGCCUGCUGCCGCGGAUGGCGAAGCCGAAGAGGCCGCGGAAGAGGCUGAAGAGGAGUAGAGCUUUGGUUGUAGAAACGAUACCAGUAUUUCGAAACUCCUGCUUGGAUUUACAUGUGCAUUGGGUGCUUCGUGGUGCAUGGUCAAAGUGGAGCAGCCUACCAUUCUCGUAGCCCGUUGUAUCAGGGACGGCAUUCUAAUUCGGCA